This is a messenger RNA of Paraphaeosphaeria sporulosa, 741 nucleotides long. RefSeq names its product glycoside hydrolase family 61 protein-like protein. The transcript has 4 exons. The coding region runs from base 1 to 741 and encodes 246 amino acids. Lineage: Eukaryota; Fungi; Ascomycota; Dothideomycetes; Pleosporales; Didymosphaeriaceae. The record is from RefSeq and is a predicted model, not a curated record.
AUGCUCGGGGCCAGUUGGCUGGCAGCUCAAACCUCCGCCCACGGCGGAUGCUUAAACUACACCGUCGGCGACACGUGGUAUCCAGGAUAUUCCCCCUUCGACGAUCAAACCUUUCAGGACGCUGCUCCAUGGAUGGUCCAAAGAAAAUGGAUCACCAACGACCCCAUCUUCGAAACCACCAACAUCUCCCUCUCCUGCAACACCCCCGGCACCCCCGCCCGCUCCUCCAUCCCCAUCCUCCCCGGCCAGAACAUCACCGCCGUCUACAUGUACUGGGUACACACCGUCGGCCCCAUGAUCGCCUGGAUGGCGCGCUGUACCAACGACGAUUGUCACACGUUUGACUCCUCAACGGCGGACUGGUUCAAGAUAGGAGAGCGGGGGUUGCAGGAUGGGACUAUCGAGCUGGGAAACUGGUUCCAGAAGACGUUCUCGAACUGGGAUGGGAGUCCGAGUUUGUGGAGUGAGACUGUGCCAAGGGGGUUGAAGAAGGGGAAGUAUCUGGUUAGGCAUGAGAUUAUUAGUUUGCAUAGUGCUAAUAAGCCGCAAUUCUAUCCGGAGUGUGCGCAUCUGGAUGUGGGGGGUGAGGGGAGUGCGGAGCCGGGUGAGGAGUACCUGGUGAAGAUUCCGGGGGUGUGGAGCAUGAAUCAGCCGGAGAUUAACAUUGAUAUCUAUGCGCCAAAUGUGUCGAAUAGGACUACUUACACAAUUCCGGGGCCGCCGGUGUGGAGUGGAGUUUAG